AUGGGUACCGGCCAACGAAGGGAAAGGGGAGCUGUGACGUCGGAAACGAAAAGCAGAGGGAUAGAAAGGGGCGAGAGGGACGCCGAGAAAAAGAUGUGCAGCAGGAGCGAGCCUGGUUUCCUUAUACAGCGGCAUCGUGAUCGACUCCAUAUGUUGCCGUUCUUACUUUUGCUGUCAGCCAUCUUGACGUUGGUCUUGGCUUCUGGUUGUCAGGGGGCAGACGUUGAUAAUGGAGCACGUGGAGAUGGACGUGGAGUCCAACAGUGUGUUUUGAACGCUCUGACAAGAAAAAACAACACCCUGGGGGUGGCGGCCCCGUUUAUUGAAUUGGGUUUCGGCACAGCGGCAUGCGGUGAGCUCUAG
This is a messenger RNA of Pyricularia pennisetigena, 363 nucleotides long. RefSeq lists its product as uncharacterized. Lineage: Eukaryota; Fungi; Ascomycota; Sordariomycetes; Magnaporthales; Pyriculariaceae. The coding region runs from base 1 to 363 and encodes 120 amino acids. The record is from RefSeq and is a predicted model, not a curated record. The transcript is spliced from 2 exons.